This is a messenger RNA of Chelonia mydas (Green sea turtle), 6156 nucleotides long. RefSeq names its product ST8 alpha-N-acetyl-neuraminide alpha-2,8-sialyltransferase 4 (gene ST8SIA4). Gene Ontology annotation, biological process: oligosaccharide metabolic process; N-glycan processing. NCBI's taxonomy places the organism in Eukaryota, Metazoa, Chordata, Testudines, Cheloniidae. Bases 385 to 1527 code for a protein of 380 amino acids. The record is from RefSeq and is a predicted model, not a curated record. The transcript has 6 exons. Gene Ontology annotation, molecular function: alpha-N-acetylneuraminate alpha-2,8-sialyltransferase activity.
GGAAAGGGCGGGGCUAGCGACGCAGCAGAGCCUGGCGCAGGCUGCUGCUGCCGCUGCCGCCGCCGCCUGCUCUGUACACUGGGAAGAAACGUGAGAGUCGCUGCCGAGCCAGAGAGAGCGGCGGCGCGUCGGGGCGCACACGGGCUCCGGGCGGCGCCAGGGGGAGGCGAAGGACUUACUCGCCGAGCCGAGGAGCAGCAGCCGCCCUCGCCGCCGCCUGUGGUUUCUGCCCAUAACAGCCGCAUCUCUGCCCGCUCCUUCUUUUUUUUUAUUUAUUUUUUUUUUUUUUUGGCAAAUUGGCGUAGAGUCUUUGUCUUUUGUGUUUGUUUGUUUGUUGCACGCCCCUGCCAAACAAAGAGAAGGGGGGUGGCUGAGGGAGAAGACAUGCGUUCCGUCAGGAAGAGGUGGACUAUCUGCACGAUAAGUAUCCUCCUGAUCUUUUAUAAGACAAAAGAAAUAGCACGAACUGAGGAGCACCAGGAAGCGCAACUCACGGGAGAUGGUGAGUUGAGUUUGAGUAGAUCAGUGCUCAAUAGCUCUGAUAAAAUAAUUCAAAAGAGUGGCUCUUCAAUCUUUCAACAUUCUGUAGAAGGCUGGAAAAUCAAUUCUUCUUUGGUACUGGAGAUAAGGAAGAAUAUUCUUCGGUUUUUGGAUGCUGAAAGAGAUGUCUCAGUGGUCAAAAGCAGCUUCAAACCAGGAGACAUAAUUCAUUAUGUGCUAGACAGACGUCGCACCCUGAACAUUUCUCAGGAUUUGCAUAGCCUCCUUCCUGAAGUUUCACCAAUGAAGAACCGUCGGUUUAAAACAUGUGCAGUUGUGGGCAAUUCUGGCAUCCUCCUGGACAGUGAAUGUGGAAAGGAGAUUGACAGCCAUGACUUUGUAAUAAGGUGCAAUCUAGCCCCUGUGGUGGAGUUUGCUGCAGAUGUGGGAACUAAAUCUGAUUUUAUUACCAUGAAUCCAUCAGUUGUACAAAGAGCAUUUGGAGGCUUUCGGAAUGAGAGUGACAGAGAAAAAUUUGUGCAUAGACUAUCCAUGCUGAAUGACAGUGUCCUUUGGAUUCCUGCUUUCAUGGUGAAAGGCGGAGAGAAGCAUGUGGAGUGGGUUAAUGCAUUAAUCCUUAAGAAUAAAUUGAAAGUGCGAACCGCCUAUCCAUCACUGAGACUUAUUCAUGCUGUCAGAGGGAUUACUUUUAGCUGGAUCUGGCCACUCUUCUUAUUCAGAAUGUAUCCUAGUCUCCUUCCACGUUACUGGCUGACAAACAAGGUCCACAUCAAACGACCCAGCACCGGUCUCCUCAUGUACACACUCACUACCAGAUUUUGUGAUGAAAUUCACCUGUAUGGGUUCUGGCCGUUUCCAAAGGAUUUAUAUGGAAAACCAGUCAAAUAUCAUUACUACGAUGAUCUAAAAUAUCGAUACUUUUCUAAUGCCAGCCCUCAUAGGAUGCCAUUAGAGUUUAAAACUUUACAUAUGUUACAUAACCAAGGAGCACUGAAAUUAACAACAGGGAAAUGUGUACAGCAAUAAAGCACAUGUAAAGUACAAUAUAAAGUACAGAAUAGUCACUUCAUCAUAAAGAUGUUGUGAAGGCAAUGGGAUCCAACAGAGGAUAUAUUUCAAUACCCACUAAGCCAUUGGGAAAAGGAAGCUUACCUGAAGUCCAUGACCAGCUGAUAUUAUACCUGUAAAGUGCUAUAAAACUAAGAUAACUUGACUUCAAGGGUUCAAGUAAGUGCCACUUUCACUAAGAACAAAGCUUGAAUGUAAAAUCAGUAGUGUUUACAAGAUCCAAUGAUGCAUUCAUCGUCAAAGAGGAAGCAAAUAUCCAUUUAAUGCUGACUUGCCACCACAAAGUUGAGCAGCUUAUAGAAGAAAUACCCAGAAGAUGGACUCUAUCCUUGGGGAAAUAAAACAGCCUUUGGCAUCAGAAAUCAUGGUGGAAUUAGUGGAGAAAGUGAUGUCCAUAAGAUUAAAUAGAUCAAGUAAAUGCCUUCAGUCAGGGGACUGUCUGACCUUGUAUUAUAACCUCAUUGUUUUUGUUGGUGUUUUUUCUGAUUGCUGUUUUUUUUUUUUUAUUUGGGUAUUGGAAUCCUUAAAGGAUUUUAUGAGGAUGAUAGGAACAAUUAAAAAUAAAAUCUUCGAAGAGUUGUAUUUGAAGAAAUAAGUUCUUAUUGGGGGGGAAAUCAAAUACUUAAAUAUUUAUGUUGUAUCCUGCUGUUGCACAACUCUAAACCUCCAGAUUGCUUUUUUAACUGAAAUUGUCAGUGCCAGCUAAACAGAACCACUAUGAGAUUGGUAAUUUUGAGCCAUUCUUAAGGAAAACGUUCUGUUACUUGCCAACUGGGAGGACGUACUUAAUAAGAAGGUGCCCUUACAUUUGGUACCAAAGAUUACACUGAUUUUUUUUUUGUAUACAUGGAUAAAACGUACAUUUAGUACUGUGUUGCUGUGCUGCUGAAGGAAAAAUGUUUCUGGGUAUUGUUGUUCACUGGAAUAUAUGUUCCCUAUUCUGUUUGAAUGAAGAGCCUCAAACAAAUUCCCUAAGCUGACUUUGCCUCAAGUGAUUUGUUCUUCAUAAAUAUCCAAAUUGUUUUUAUUCCAUGCACUUAUUUUCAUUGGAGCAAAAUUGAUAUUUUCAAUUUUUUAAUUAUUGUAAUAAAAACAUUAUGGCAUAGUCAAUGGGAGGUUUUAAUUCUUUGGAAUCUGUUUGUUUUCUUUUAACCAAGAUGACAAAGAAUUAAUGUAGCAAAAUUUUGCUACAUGUAAUAUCCCUGCCAUAUUGGAAUGGGUAAAAAACUGUAUGGAAAAUAAAGCAUAAAUUGAACAAAGUCCUUUUUAAAUCUAAAUUUCUCAUAGUGAUGGACAAUAUACCUGUCUUGUAUUAGUCCAACAUGCUGAUAAGUAACUGAAAAUAGCACAUUGCUGUAUUAUUCCCAUAUCAGUUCUUUUCUUCCAAACCUCAUUCAUUCAUUUUAUUACUCAGAACAACUGCUCUUGUCCUGUACUUGUGCUUGUCCAAGAAAGAGAUUUAGAAGUGGUAGAAGGAGUAUCUUCAGGAUCUAGUACAGAAGAGUCUGAAGUACCAUUUCUUAGUCUGUUCAUAUGACAGACUUGGGUAAUUAGAGUGAUUGAAUGCACUGGAGUUAAACAAAAUCAGAAUACUUCCUUUUUAGAAUGUGUAUGUCAGGAAACUUAACACCAGACACAUGAGCAAGGAUGCACCUAUUUAAAAGGGGGAAGAGCUAGUUUAAAGAACUUUACUCACACCUUGGUAGAGGAAUGACUGUAGGCAAGUGAAGACCCCUCGCUCCCAACUUCUGGUCUUGGACAUGAUGGUUCUAGUGGAAUGAGCUCCGUAUCAUAUUUUCACUCUGAUUGCCCCCUAAUGAUAGUGGAGUCUGAAGCCUGAUUAUGUCUCCAGUCACGUCAGGCUCCAGAACUAGCACUUAAGAAAGUUCUAGGAGCGUAUCUUUGCCCUUUUGACUAAUUCCUCCUUCCUCCCUCUGCAUCUAUACAACACAUGGUGGGUUUUAGCUGUAAAGGACAAAUCUUGUUCCUGAUUCGUGGGUCCAGAAUUCAUUAUGCAUGGCAGGGGAAAGUCUAUGAUCAUGCAAGUCCACUAACCAGACUCCCUUCAGAGGAGGCCACAGAACUUAUUACUGCAGCCAACAGAUGGAGGUUUGAAGGCACAGCUGUCCAUCUCAUAAACAUAGUCAACAUUUCCCCCUCGCGCUCCACCAAGCUCUCCUGCACAACACUUGUUUGCUUUGGCUUUGUUCUGGGGUCCAAGAUUUGGCCUUACAUGAUCAUGGAUUAAUACCUUUUUUUGUUUUAUUCCAGAAAUCGUAGGGGAAUCACUUAGAGCUACUUGGCAGCACUGAAUGGAACAUAUUUAAAUUGGGUUUGAAAAACUGCAAAAUUGUGUAGGGUAAAUAUUAAAGGGUUGCAUUUUAAAACAAAUAUGGGUGAUACCUUAUUAACAGUAAAUAUGCAUGGAGGUCGUCUUGUUCCACCCAUUAUUUUUUAUAGAAUGAUUGACUGUCCACUGAGAGAUUUACUGAUACCCAGCUCAGAGUAGUGCCUUGUUAGCUUAUUCACCUACCUUUAUUACUACAUACUUCAUGGUCUGUGAAUUUGGUCUCUGUGUUGAGAUGGCAGAGUCUACAGUCAAAAAAGGGCUUCCUCAUGGAUUAAAACUGUUUUUUUCUGCCCCAUCUCAGGGAACUUUUUAAUACUCCGAUAUGAGUUCAAUCAAGAUAGAAAAAGCUCAAAGUAGAUGGACGCGCUUUAUUUCCCAUUGCACAAAAAAAGAAAAAUAAAUGGCUUUUUUAAUAGACUUAGGGAAACCAGUGAGACCUAGAAAUAGAAUGGUAGAUGAGAUUUUUCUGUUCAGAUUUAAAAUUCCAUAGAUGAAGAUUGGGGGAAGUAGGCAGAAUAUGAAUGAGUAUUUAAAAGAUAUGCAUGAGUCUGUUUUGAAGUGUUCAUAUUUAUUUCUGUUGAUGAAACUGACCCCAGUGCAAAAAUUACAAACAAACCCAGUAGCUCAAUGUAAUGUAGGGAGGUUCUUUGGUAAACUGAAGAGGGUGAUUUCCAGUCCUGUGGCCAUUACUGCAACCACCUUCUCCAUGGUCCUGUAUCUCCCUUUAUGGAGGUCAAUAUCCAGUAAAUCUUCUCCACAUCAGCAGAUCCACGGAUGCCAGCCCAUCCCUGGCCUGCCAUGCCCUGCUCCUAAAUACUGCUGCGUGGGGAUUUCAGAGCUGGUCUCCAUAAUGUACACGGCUGCCCCUGGACCUCCAUUCAAGUUCCCCAAAUCCUCCACUCCUUUAACAGUGAAAUCACACUGUUUCCACUAUGUGACCCUCUUUUUCCUGUGGAGGUCAGUGAAGGAUUGGCCUCAUAGAACCUAUAUGGAGGUUAAAAUAGGGCAUAGGACCUAUGCAGGGGAGUGGAUUUCACUGUGUGGUUCUUCAACUCACAGUACAACAGUCUAGCUCAAAUCUGCAUGGCAGCUUUGGAUGACUUCCGUUGUUUUCAUUUCCCCGUACUGCUUACAGAACUGCUAGUAUAAACAUCCAUUGUAAUAAUUAGUGCCCAACACUUAUCGCUGACUUAUGUUAACUAGAUAAAAUAAAAUGGACAAGUAGCCCGCUUGCUAUAAUGAUACCUGAUUUGGUGGGGAUAUGAAACGGGGCAUCAGAUUAAGCUGAUUAUGAAUGAGGAAUGGUCUCAAAUGACUGACGUCUUCCUACACAAGAUGUAGCAAUCACCAGUAAUGAUUCUUGCAAAUAUGUUUGUUUAAAAAAGAAUAAUAAUUGAAAGCAAAAUUCUGGAAACAGUCUGUUAUGUUGCCUGAAUCUUGAGGCAGAUCUACAGUGAGGCAAAGUUAGCAGAGGAAUUUGUUUUCAUUCAGACACAUUUGUUGUAAAUGAUUUAUAAACUAGUAUUUUCACAUUUCUUUGGCAGGGACCCUCUCUCCUUUGGUUUAAUGGAGAAUAAUAGAUAAUAUAUUUUCUUGUUAAGUUUGCAGCUUUGGGACAGUUCUCCCUCUCCCACCCCCCACGUCUAACAUCUACUGAAUGUUUCAAACCUUGAAGGGGUUUGGGCAAUUUGACUUGUUUUGCAAACCGAACCACAAUUAAUAAAUCCCACCCUGAAAUAAACAUCUCAUUAAAAAUAAAAUCAACACACUCGUGAGGAUGACGAUUUGUUUGAAUUGACUGCAAUUUGCAGAUAAAUACCUGUGGGCUCAAUACAUUUUUUUUCUUUUAGGGUCUGAUCCUGUGAAGUGCUGAGUACUCGUUACUCUCUUUGAGUUCACUGAGAGUUGAAGUGCUCAAAACAAAUAGGCGCCUAGCCUCUUGCAGGAUUUAAGCUUUAUAUUGCACAUUAAGUUUUAUUGUUUUUAAGAUAUGUUGCUUUGUGUAGGGAAAAGCACAAUUGUUCUAAAUGUGUAUAUAAUAAAGGAAGAGAGUUUAUGGAGUAGAGCAUUUCUGCACAGUACCUUUGCUACUGAGCAUUCACAAUACCAUUUGUGUAGUUUAAAGUGUUAAGAUGUAUUCUGUCAGGCUUGUCCUCUAAUAUUAUUUUGUGUACAGCAUUUGGGUAUUACUGUUUUAUUAUUUGUAUAACUGUAAAAUAAAUUAAACUUUUUUUUCA